AGGCUUCGAUAAGUACACUUUUAAGUAAAUGUAAAUAUACAUAAAAUGGAGAUCCCCAAAUUUGAGGUUGGUAGCAUUGGAAUUGGAGCCAAAUUGUAAAAAAUGGGGGCAAUCCCCAAAUUUGGGGUCUUGCAUUGGAAUUGGAGUUGGUCCAACCCUUAUUCGGAGGUAUGACAACAUAUCCCGUUUUGAUACCUGCGGUUUCCCACGUGGCGCUCUCCACAGUUCCCCUCUGAGAUCGCCCUGCCUGCACUCUCCUCUCUGCAACGGAACCACUCAAUCAAUCCCGUCGUCCCACUUCUCUUCAAUCCCAAUCCUUCUUCUGAAAUCUAAUCCAAAAAAUGGAAGCCGCCGGUAACGACAAGAAGCAUGUGUACUCCGUGUGGGGUGCCCCGCCAAACGACGUCAGGGAUCGGCUCAAGAAGCUCAUGGACGGCCUCCGAUCGGAAUUUGGCGGCCCGGAAUUCCAGCCCCACGUCACCGUCGUCGGAGCUAUAACCUUGACGGAGCAGGACGCUCUCAGCAAGUUCAAUUCGGCUUGCGAAGGGCUCAAGGGUUACCUCGCCACCGUCGAUCGCGUCGCCGCGGGGACUUUCUUCUACCAGUGCGUGUAUUUGCUCCUCCAUCCCACCUCCGAGGUCGUGGAAGCUAGCUCACACUGCAGUGGACAUUUUGGGUAUAAGAGUUCCACUCCUUAUAUGCCGCAUCUCAGCCUUUUGUACGGCGAUCUGACCGAUGAAGAGAAGAAGAAGGCUCAAGAGAAAGCCGUUCAACUAGAUGACAGCAUCAACAGCCUGAGCCUCGAGAUCAGCAGCCUGGAGCUAUGGAAGACUGAUACAGAAGACAACUCUCUCAAAUCAUGGGAGAAGAUCUCAGAGUUCAACCUCUCUCCCAACUAAGACUAUAUAGGAAGCUGUUGUACAUCACUCAUCUUUGAUUUGGCUUCUAACCAGAUCUUCAAUAAAUUGGGCAUUACCUACAGUCCUGUUACGUAACUGUGUGUUCGAAAGAAGCAAAAGAUGAAGCCCUGUUGUAAUGCAUUUGUGAGACGGUGACAGUUCAUUUGAUGGCAAUUGAUAUAAGAGGAAGGAUCCGUUUUUCCUCUUUUAGGCACGAUACAUUCAGCGGAUAUUAUCGGUGCCAUACUAGCAGCACAAAUAGAAAAAGUUGGCAGGCUGUGUUUUGAUUUGAGCCGGCAUGUCACAGAGAAUUUAACAACUUGUAAGAGGAGGUGGAUAUCCCGUGACGGUUUGUGUAAUGAUCUAUCUGUCUAUUAAGGGGCAAAAGCUGAAACUGGACGGCUCCGACCUUUUCAAGCUUCUUGUUGUUGUAUUCCACCCUAAUGGUUUAUCUGACAGCUAGAUCUGCAGGGAAUCUUACUAUUAUGCAUACAUACAUACAACUCAGGAGGUUUGACAUUUAGAACAUUGAAUCUGCCCACACCCAACCUACAAGUGAAGAUACCUCUCCUACCUCUCUGUUCAACAGCAUAUAAAAAAGAAGAGAAAUA
Molecule: messenger RNA, 1510 nt
Organism: Linum trigynum
Lineage: Eukaryota; Viridiplantae; Streptophyta; Magnoliopsida; Malpighiales; Linaceae
Source: the annotation of a GenBank genome assembly